AAAAGCGGCCCCCGCGCCUCUCAGCGAAGGCGGUUUGGGGAGUCUAACGUGCCUUGUUAUCGGUACCUAAACACUAAGCGUUAAGGGCAAGGCUGAGGCAAAGCAGAACCGGCUCCUCUGGGCUGCAGGUUUAAAUUUUGAUGGAUGGUUGUUGAUUCGUUUGGAACCAAAAUCACUAGAAAACGUGGUUUCUGUGAGAGAACCAGAUGCUGGGUGUGACAUUCUUUCUUUUUCCUUUUUUACUGUAAUUCCGAGUUUUGCUGCUUGUGGAGUUUUUAAAGGACCUCUGCGGGGCUGCUUUUACCUCUUGACAAAAUGAAGCCCAUAUAUUUUUCAGUCAGUUAUACGUAAUAUUGGCAACCUGCUUGGCACAAGGGACUGGCACUGCCUGACCCAGCAGAACAUUGGACACUCCCUCUCUCUCUUUCGCUCUCUCUCUCUCUCGCUUUCUUCUUUUUUUGCUACAUGUAACUGAUUGUGUUAAAGCACACUGGUUUUUUUCCCCCCCACAUCCUUUAAAGAUUUUUCCAAAAUGAAGAAAUUUAAUUUCCGCAAAGUUUUGGAUGGUUUAACUGCCUCAUCUCCGGGUGGCAGUAGCAGUGGUGGCAGUAGCAGUGGUGGCGGCAGUGGGGCUGGAAGUGGAUCCAUGCAUUCAGGAGGAACUGCAGGUGCUGCAGGGACACCCAGAGAAGAGAUCCAGGAAAUCCUAUCUUCGGAUUGUUUCCAGAUUUGUAAGACGGUUCGCCAUGGUUUUCCUUAUUUGCCCACUGCCUUAGCUUUUGACCCAGUUCAGAAAAUUCUGGCUAUUGGGACAAGAACAGGAGCCAUACGAAUACUGGGCAGACCUGGUGUUGAUUGCUACUGCCAACAUGAAAGUGGUGCCGCGGUAUUGCAGCUCCAGUUCUUAAUCAAUGAGGGUGCCUUGGUCAGUGCAAGUGCAGAUGACACACUUCAUUUGUGGAACCUAAGACAGAAACGGCCGGCUAUUCUUCAUUCUCUGAAAUUUAACAGAGAACGGAUUACUUACUGCCAUCUGCCCUUCCAGAGUAAAUGGCUCUACGUUGGAACAGAGCGGGGAAAUACACACAUUGUAAAUAUUGAGUCUUUCAUUCUUUCUGGAUACGUUAUCAUGUGGAACAAGGCAAUAGAACUAUCCACAAAGACUCACCCUGGUCCAGUUGUACAUCUAAGUGAUAGCCCAAGAGAUGAGGGAAAACUAUUAAUAGGCUAUGAAAAUGGGACGGUAGUACUCUGGGACUUGAAAUCGAAAAGAGCAGACUUGAGAGUCUACUACGAUGAGGCUAUUCAUUCUGUUGAUUGGCAUCAUGAGGGGAAGCAAUUCAUGUGCAGUCACUCUGAUGGCAGCUUGACUCUGUGGAACUUGAAAAGUCCUAGCAGACCAUUUCAGAUAACAAUCCCACAUGGAAAAAUUCAAAGAGAUGGGAAAAAACCUGAAUCUUGUAAACCAAUUCUUAAAGUAGAAUACAAGACAUGUAAAAGCAGUGAACCAUUUAUAAUCUUUUCUGGUGGACUGUCAUAUGACAAAGUUUGUCGAAGACCAAGUCUAACCAUCAUGCAUGGAAAAGCUAUUACAGUUCUUGAAAUGGAUCACCCUAUAGUUGAGUUUUUAACUCUUUGUGAAACACCAUAUCCAAAUGAAUUUCAAGAACCCUAUGCUGUAGUUGUACUGUUGGAAAAAGAUCUCAUUGUUGUUGACCUAACACAAAGCAAUUUUCCAAUCUUUGAAAAUCCUUAUCCCAUGGACAUACAUGAGUCACCAGUUACCUGCACAGAAUAUUUUGCUGACUGUCCUCCAGAUUUGAUUCCUGUACUGUAUUCUGUAGGAGCUAAACAUAAAAAGCAAGGAUAUAGCAAUAAGGAAUGGCCAAUCAGUGGGGGAGCAUGGAACCUAGGAACACAGACAUAUCCUGAAAUUAUUAUUACAGGUCAUGCAGACGGAUCGAUAAAGUUUUGGGAUGCUUCUGCCAUAACUCUACAGAUGUUGUACAAGUUAAAAACCUCAAAAGUUUUUGAAAAACAGAAGCUAGGAGAAGGAAAACCAACAGCUGAGAUUGUAGAAGAAGAUCCUUUUGCCAUUCAGAUGAUGCACUGGUGUCCUGAAAGCCGAAUAUUCUGUGUGGCAGGAGUCUCUGCAUAUGUUGUUGUUUACAGAUUCAGCAGACACGAAGUGAAUACUGAAAUAGUGUCAUUAGAGGUGCGACUUCAGUAUGAAGUAGAAGAUAUCAUCACUCCUGAACCAGAAAUAAUUCCUCCAUUUCCAGAUGCCUCGUCCCAGCUUCCUUCCUUAAAGAGCCUGUCGGGCAGUACCAACACUGUGGCAUGCGAAGGAAUGAUGAAGGACAGUAUCCCAUGUCUCAGUGUUAAGACCCGCCCUGUGCGAAUGCCUCCUGGUUACCAAGCAGAACUUGUUAUUCAGCUGGUAUGGGUAGAUGGUGAGCCGCCACAACAAAUCACCAGUCUGGCUGUAAAUUCAGCCUACGGACUUGUUGCAUUUGGGAACUGCAAUGGUUUGGCUGUUGUGGAUUUUAUGCAGAAGACAGUAUUGCUGAGCAUGGGAACCAUUGACCUAUACGGAUCAAGUGAUCCAUACCAGCGACAGCCGCGUUCUCCACGCAAAAACAAGCAGUUCACUGCAGACAACUUUUGCAUGCGUGGCCUGUCUAACUUUUAUCCAGAUUUAACGAAACGGAUCCGUACUUCCUAUCAGAGCCUGACUGAACUCACUGACAGUCCAGUUUCCCUGGAGCUAGAGCGUUGCAAGUCUCCCACUUCAGUUAAAGGAUCAAGAAAGUUAAGUCUGCCAACAGAUCUUAAGACUGAUCUUGAUCAUGUAAAUGGACAUUGUACAAGUCCAACCUCCCAGACUUGCAGCUCUGGAAAACGGCUCUCUAGCGCAGAUGUUACCAAAUCAAAUCGCCGAGGACCUGGGAGGCCGCCAUUUAGAAAAGCACAGUCUGCAGCUUGCAUGGAGAUUUCCCUUCCAGUUACAACGGAAGGUGAGUGCCACUCAGCAUUUUCAUUAGGUUACAUUUCCAGACGGGCAAUGCUUCAGCAAUUACAUGGAGUCAGUACAUUCUCACAUGACGAGCGUCACUAUGCCACUUACACAUGGAUGGAGAAAGAAAACCGGGAAAACACCUUCAGCCGUUCCCGAAGCUCUAGUGUCUCCAGUAUCGACAAGGAGUCUAAGGAAGCAAUUACAGCUUUGUACUUUAUGGAAACCUUUGCACGGAAGAAUGACUCUACUGUCUCCCCCUGUCUGUGGGUUGGAACAGGCCUCGGUAUGGUCUUAAUCAUCUCCCUUAAUCUGCCUGCUACUGAGGAAUUAAGGCAGACAGAACCGGUCAUGGUGUCUCCAAGUGGUACAGUUCUGACGCUGAAGGGAGCAGUGCUGACUUUUUCAUGCCUGGACUGCAUGGGAGCAUUGAUACAUCCACCCUAUGAAGUAUGGAGGGACCCAAACAGCAUAGAAGAUAAUGAAAAAAUGAGAAAAAGGAAACUCGUCAUGCAUUCUCCUUCCUCUUCUCAGGAUAUGGGAGAUUAUCAGUUUGCGGUCAUCUGCUCAGAAAAACAAGCCAAAGUUUUCUCUCUGCCUUCCCAGACAUGCCUCUAUGUUCACAACAUCACAGAAACGUCCUUUCUACUGCGAGCAGAUGUGGUGACCCUGUGUAAUAGCAUUUGCCUGGCUUGCUUUUGUGCCAAUGGGCAUAUAAUGACAAUGAGUUUGCCCAGCCUUCGCCCAAUGCUGGAUGUCAACUAUUUGCCUGUAACAGACAUGAGGAUAGCACGGACAUUUUGUUUCACCAAUGAAGGGCAAGCUUUGUAUCUCAGCUCUCCCACAGAGAUCCAGCGACUGACCUACAGCCAGGAGAUGUGUGACAAUCUCCAGGACAUGCUUGGGGAUUUGUUUACCCCAGUGGAAACACCAGAAGCCCAGAACAGAGGCUUUCUCAAGGGGCUGUUUGGAGGAAGCGGGCAGACCUUUGACAGAGAAGAGCUGUUGGGGGAAUGCGCUAACUCCCACCUAAGCAUUCAGCCCCUCCCUGGCUCGGGUGGAAUCGAGGGUAUGAAAGGAGCUGCAGGAGGGGUAAUUGGAGACUUGGCUCGUGCACGCCUCGCCCUUGAUGAGAGAGGACAGAGACUGGGAGAACUGGAUGAAAAAACAGCAGGCAUGAUGACUAGUGCAGAGGCGUUUUCCAAACAUGCACAUGAGUUGAUGCUGAAAUAUAAGGACAAGAAAUGGUACCAGUUUUAGACUGCUGCUUGACUUUCAUGAGAACACUAUUCAGGGAAGCGGAACUUAUUCCCAGCACUGGCCAGAAGCAAAACUUUCUCCUAGGAAAUGUUUUCUUGUUUGUUUGGAUUCACCACAACCAGGGAGUCAAGGAGAAGUUUUACAACCCACAAGAUGGAGCCUAGACUUGUAUUGGUCUUUUAGUCAAAAUACCUGGGCCAUGGUGUAGUAAAUCUUUUCUCAGAAGCAACUGAACAGUCAUGUUGGCAUGUAGCUUUUUUUCAGAAGCUCUAGGAAUGAACCGUGGAGAGUGUGUCUGAUUAAAAAUAUCUUGUACAAACUAGAAUGUUAAUGCACUUAUUUAAAAAAAAUUUUUUGCAUGACUGACAUCUUAAAACAAAAAGACAGCAUGUUGUGACCGAAGAAUAAGGGAUUUAUUUCUAUGCUGAGCCAAAUAAAUAAAUAAAAGCAAAGCAAAAACCUUUAUUUUUUAAAAACUACACUAUAAAUAGUCAGUACAUGUCAAGCAUGGGGGCUGCUGAUACUCAACAGAAAAAUUAGAUGAGUUGCAUUUUCUUAGUUGCUGCUAGUUCUUUUUCUUAGCUUGAAAUCAGUGCAAUUUAAUUCCUGUCCAAAGAAUUAAACUAACAUCCAAAUGCUUUAUUUAGAGUUUGUGAAGGAGCUAAUUGGGGGAUGUUACUCUUUACCAUCCAAAGAGUGCAAGCAAUGCCUUCCAUAAAUACUAAUUUUCUGAAAGAAGUGUACAGAGUCUAGAUACCUCUGAAGCAUCCUGGGGAGCGGGAGGGGUGCUGUGACAUGUCACCCCAGAAGUGUGUGACUCACUCUGAUGCCUUGGCUUCUGCCCCCAAUAUUAGAAGCUGAAGAGAAGGUGAGUUAUUAAUUUCGGGUACGUCUAGACUACAUGCCUCUGGCGACAGAGGCAUAUAGAUUAGGCUACCUGGCAUAGGACAAUGAAGUGGCAAUUUAAAUAAUUGCUGCUUCAUUUACAUUAAAUGGCUGCCACACUGAGCUGAUCAGCUGUUUGUUGGCUCAGCAUGGUAGUCUGGAUGCUCCACGGUCGACAUCAAGGGCAUUUUGUCGACCUCCCAAGUAAACCUCAUCCCAAAGGCAUGUAGUUUAGAUGUACCCUUAUUGAAUUAAACUGAAUAAAAUAAAGGGAGCAGUGGAUCAAGCAGCCAGAUCCCCCCCAAACUCAGAGACUUCAGCAGCUUAAAGGAACAAGUUUCCUUUCACAUUGCACUGAAGUGAUGCUAAGUGCCCCAAUUUGUAGCUUAAACCUGUUACCAUUGUGAUCUUCAGCCAGCCAACUUUAAAGCCCCCUGUAUGUAAUUUUAAAUACACCAGACAAGACAGUGGAGAAACUAGUCUAUCACCACUUGAAAUCUCUGUAAAACAUUUCCACAGCACUGAAUGACUGGAGAAUGCAGUAGCACAUUGUCUACUUUGCACAAGUGUAAAUACCUACAGAAGGUGCAAGGUACAGGGGAAGUAGGCUGUUUAUAUCAGGAAAGUUGCUGCCAUGGAGCUUGCUGCUUUCCACCACGUGCUUUAAUUUUCUUCAUUUUGCAGAUACUAUCAGAUCGUUUUCACAGCAGUGUACCAUGAUGUAUUUGCGUGAUCAGAAUUACAGUUACCUUCUCCAGGUCAGUUCUAUUCCUCUACAUCAGCAUAAUUUCAAAGUAAUCAACUUUCAGAUGGAGUCUAAAAUUAGCUUGGGAGCAAAGUGCCAAGUUCUGGUUUGCCGGUAACUAUGCACAAGUACAAACUAAAGGAAUGAGGGAGAGACCUGUUGCAUCAGGUGAAUUCAUUUGGAAGGAAAAUGGUCUGAGAAAGCAACUGCAGUUGGUGCCCUCCCAAAUAGCUGUGGCUAUCAAUCAAUCAGAUUUGCUUUAACUUCAUACAUGUGUGUAUCUUGACAGUGUAAUACAUAUUCUUGACCACAAGCCACUGCUUUGGAUUCUGCAUUUCCACAGGAAGCAAUCAAUGCUAACUAACUCCUUUCUGAUAUUGUCUCUGAUUUUAGUGGUAGGGUAGGUGCUCACUGGCAAAAACAUCUAGGCUAGCCACCAUUUUUUGCAGAAGAGGCUCUUCUGCAAAAAUGGCUCAUUAGGUAUGCAAAUGAGGCUCGGUGAUAGUCCACGCUUAGCCUCAUUUGCAUAUUUCUUGUGCAAGAAGCUGCAAGUGUAGACCUAGUCCUAGUGUAUUGCUAAUUCAGCUCUAUUUUAGAUAUAGUUGUUGGACUCCAGACUCUGGCAUCACAAGCUGUGAGAGUUAAGGUUAAACUGUUAUGGCUCAGUAUGAAUUUUUUGCUAUGUGUCAUUUUAGCCUUGCCUACACCAAAAUUUAAACAGCUUUGACAGUUAUAGGCCUCUAAUAGGGGCUAAGACAGCUCUGGUGUGAAUCACCUGUUCACUCUCCAUGUGCUCUGGCCUAUAGUUAAUCUAAUAAUCUAGGCAAUAUUAGCAUUACUGACACCUUAAAGAGGAUAUGUUCCCUAACUUAUCUGCAAGACUAGAGAAGAGAUUUAAACUGUCACUAGGUACAGUCAGAACAAAUAGGUAAAGAUUCAAGCUGGAACUUAUUCUACCAGGGCCCUGAGUUUAUUCUGUAAUUUCGCCCCCCCC
Messenger RNA from Pelodiscus sinensis (Chinese soft-shelled turtle), 6900 nucleotides. NCBI's taxonomy places the organism in Eukaryota, Metazoa, Chordata, Testudines, Trionychidae. The record is from RefSeq and is a predicted model, not a curated record.